This is a messenger RNA of Salvelinus fontinalis (brook trout), 7898 nucleotides long. RefSeq names its product voltage-dependent T-type calcium channel subunit alpha-1I-like. Lineage: Eukaryota; Metazoa; Chordata; Actinopteri; Salmoniformes; Salmonidae. Gene Ontology annotation, cellular component: voltage-gated calcium channel complex; plasma membrane; voltage-gated sodium channel complex. The transcript has 29 exons. Gene Ontology annotation, molecular function: low voltage-gated calcium channel activity; voltage-gated sodium channel activity. The record is from RefSeq and is a predicted model, not a curated record. Gene Ontology annotation, biological process: membrane depolarization during action potential; calcium ion import; neuronal action potential. The annotation marks the transcript as partial.
ACUUUGCAGAUUGGCUCGUUCUUCAUGAUCAACCUAUGUCUGGUGGUCAUCGCCACCCAGUUCAGUGAGACCAAGCAGCGGGAGCACCAGCUGAUGCAGGAGCAGCGGGCCCAGUGCCUGUCCUCCUCUACCCUGGCCAGCCUGCAUGAACCGGGGGACUGCUACGAAGAGCUCUUCCAGCUGGUCUGCCACAUGCUGCGCAAGGCCCGCAGGAGAUCUGUAGCCCUGUAUAACCAACUGAGGGGAAGGCCUCUGCCACCACCACCCACUAGAGGGAGAGGAAGAGGAGGAGGAAGAGGAGGAGGGGAAGGAGGAGGGAGUGCGAACGGAGGGGAACGGCAUCACCUGAGGCAGCCACGACAAUCUCACUGUCCUCACCAAAGCAAGCUGGACUCAGUCCACAGCUCCCAACCCCUGGGCAACUCCAUCGCCCUGGCCGUCCCUCAAAACACAGAGGACUGCCCUCAGUGCGCUACGGCACUGUCACUCAGGGAGGGGGCGGGAGCUGUGGGCGACUCGGCCAAUGGGGAGGAGGAGGGGGCCGUGGAGGAAACGGACAGGGAGGAGAACCACUUGGAGGAGAAAGCGGAAGAGGGGGAGGGAGUGAAGAAGAAGAGGAAGAGGAGGUCGUGUUUUGGACACUGUAAGGACAUGUGGGAUGAGAUGAGGAAGAAACUUUGGGGCAUCGUGGAGAGCAAAUACUUCAAUAGAGGAAUCAUGAUCGCUAUUCUCAUCAAUACUAUCAGCAUGGGGAUAGAACACCACAACCAGCCGGAGGAGCUGACUAACGUGUUGGAGAUCAGUAACAUUGUGUUCACCAGUAUGUUCACCCUGGAAAUGAUCCUCAAGCUGACCGCCUUUGGCUUCUUCGCCUACCUGAGGAACCCCUACAACAUCUUCGACGGCAUCAUCGUCAUCAUCAGUGUGUGUGAGAUCAUAGGUCAGUCUGAUGGAGGUCUGUCUGUCCUGAGGACCUUCAGACUGUUGAGGGUGAUCAAGCUGGUGCGCUUCAUGCCAGCGCUACGCAGACAGCUGGUGGUGCUGAUGAAGACCAUGGACAACGUGGCCACCUUCUGCAUGCUCCUCAUGCUCUUCAUAUUCAUCUUCAGUAUCCUGGGGAUGCAUAUCUUUGGCUGUAAGUUCAGUCUGAAGACAGAGACUGGAGACACUGUUCCUGACAGGAAGAACUUUGACUCUCUACUGUGGGCCAUUGUCACUGUGUUUCAGAUUCUGACUCAGGAAGACUGGAACAUGGUGCUGUAUAAUGGAAUGGCCUCCACCUCCCCCUGUGCUGCUCUCUACUUUGUGGCUCUAAUGACCUUUGGCAACUACGUCCUCUUCAACCUGCUGGUGGCCAUCUUGGUAGAGGGCUUUCAGGCUGAGGGGGAUGCCAACCGGUCGUACUCCGAAGACGACAGGUCCUCGUGUAACUUUGACGAGAACUCUGACAAGCUGAAGGACUCGCUUCAUCUCUCUGACCCUAAGAUCUGCACCCUAACCCCCAACGGUCACCUGGACCUGUCCCCAACGCCCACGGGUCUGUACACGUCCGACAGGCUCACUUUCGCUCUGGGCUCACGCAAAAACAGUGUCAUCUCUCUGGGCAGGGCUAACCUGGAGGGCAGGGCUAACCUGGAGGGCAGGAUCCUGUGUCGGGGGAGCAGCUCCCUGUACCACAACUGGGGCCGCCCUGCAUCCCAGACCCAGGCAAUUUGGGGCCGGCGGUCCAGCUGGAACAGCCUGGGUCGCCCCUCCCGAGCCUUGGGACUGGGAUUGGGGGUAGGAGGAGGGGGUAGCCUGCGUUCCCGCAGCCCCCACGCCACCCACCCGGCCGAGCAGGAGUCCCUCCUCUCCCCCCCUCACCCUCCUCCGCACCUCACCCACCCUCCUCCCCUCCUGGCGCUAAACUUUGUCCCGCGGCGGGACCGCCGGGCACUGUCCUUGGAGCUGCCGGAGCUCCUCCAGGUCCCGGGAACCCCCCUGGCGUCAAUGCUACCUUGCCCCAGGAAGAAGAGCUUCUCCAGUGGGUUGGUUGGUGGAGGGGCUGGGGGGGAGCACCAGGACUGCAAUGGGAAGGCCCCAUCAGCCCAGCUCCAGCUUCAACUUCAGCUGCCGCCACAUCCACAUCCCCAUCCACAGCUACUGACAGAGGUGUUCCCUCAGGUCAACACACGCAAGGACAGAGAGGACCUGGACGAUGACAUUGACUAUAGUCUGUGUUUCCGUAUCCAGAAGAUGAUGGAGGUGUACAGGCCAGAGUGGUGUGAGACCAGAGAGGACUGGUCUGUCUUCCUCUUCUCUCCUCAGAACAGGUUCAGGCGGGUAUGCCAGUCCAUCAUAGCCUACAAGAUGUUUGACUAUGUGGUGCUAGCGUUCAUCUUCUCCAACUGCAUCACCGUGGCUCUGGAGAGACCCAAGAUCAUGCAGGGCAGCCUGGAAAGAGUCUUCCUAACCAUCUCCAACUACGUCUUCACAGCCAUCUUUGUAGCAGAGAUGACGCUCAAGGUGGUGUCUAUGGGCCUGUAUAUAGGGGAACAGGCAUAUCUGAAAAGCAGCUGGAACGUGUUGGACGGCUUCCUGGUCUUUGUGUCGUUGAUUGACAUUGUGGUGUCAAUGGCGGGCGGGGCUAAGAUUCUGGGGGUACUGAGGGUUCUCCGAUUGCUCCGCACACUGCGCCCCCUCAGGGUGAUCAGUCGAGCCCCAGGUCUGAAGCUGGUAGUGGAGACUCUAAUAACGUCUCUGAAACCUAUAGGAAACAUUGUCCUUAUCUGCUGUGCUUUCUUCAUCAUAUUUGGUAUCCUGGGGGUGCAGCUGUUCAAAGGGAAGUUCUUCUACUGCUUUGGCCCCGACGUCAAGAACAUCACCAACAAGUCUGACUGUCUGCAGGCCAACUACAAAUGGGUCCAUCACAAGUACAACUUUGACAACCUGGGACAGGCUCUGAUGUCCCUGUUUGUGCUGGCUUCAAAGGACGGCUGGGUCAACAUCAUGUACCAUGGCCUGGAUGCUGUAGGGGUGGACCAACAGCCAGUGAUCAACAACAGUCCAUGGAUGCUCCUGUACUUCAUCUCCUUCCUCCUCAUCGUCAGUUUCUUCGUUCUCAACAUGUUUGUGGGCGUGGUAGUGGAGAACUUCCACAAGUGCCGUCAGAACCAGGAAGUGGAAGAGGCUAAAAGGAGAGAGGAUAAACGACGGAGACGCAUGGAGAAGAAGAGGAGGGACGCCCAGAAGAUCCCCUACUAUGCCAGUUACAGCCCCAUCCGCCUGUGGAUCCACACUCUGUGUACCACCUACUACCUGGACCUCUUCAUCACCUUCAUCAUCUGUAUCAACGUCAUCACCAUGUCACUGGAACACUACAGCCAGCCACGAUCUCUAGAUCUAGUGUUGAAGUACUGUAACUAUUUCUUCACAUCCACCUUUGUACUGGAGACCCUCCUGAAGCUCACCGCCUUUGGCUUCCGACGCUUCUUUAAAGACAGGUGGAACCAGUUGGAUCUGGCCAUCGUGUUGCUGUCAGUGAUGGGCAUCACUCUGGAGGAGAUCGACUACAGCGCUUCUCUCCCCAUCAACCCUACCAUCAUACGCAUCAUGAGGGUGUUGAGGAUCGCACGAGUUCUGAAGCUGCUGAAGAUGGCUAAAGGAAUGAGAGCUCUGCUGGAUACGGUGGUCCAAGCCCUACCACAGGUGGGGAACCUGGGCCUGCUCUUCAUGCUCCUGUUCUUCAUCUAUGCAGCACUGGGGGUUGAGCUGUUUGGAGAACUGGUGUGUAACGAGGACUACCCAUGUGAGGGGAUGAGCCGCCAUGCUACCUUUGAGAACUUUGGCAUGGCCUUCCUCACUCUGUUCCAGGUCUCCACUGGGGACAACUGGAAUGGGAUCAUGAAGGACACGUUGAGGGAGUGCCCUCCGGACUACGGGCCUGACUACUCCUGCAACCCCAGCCUGCAGUUCAUCUCUCCCAUGUACUUUGUGUCCUUUGUGUUGACGGCCCAGUUCGUCCUGAUCAACGUGGUGGUGGCGGUGUUAAUGAAGCACCUGGACGACUCCAACAAGGAGGCCAAGGAGGAGGCGGAGAUGGACGCUGAGAUUGAGCUGGAGCUGGCCACGGGGGCCCUAUGCUGCAUGGGGCCGGAGGGAGUCUGUGCAGGAGGGAAGAAAGGUGGAGGAGCAGGGGGAGGUGGAGGAGGAGAGGAGAGAGGGAUGGGAGUCCCAGGCAGUUCCUCCGGGGGGAAUAUGCAUCAUCACGUGGCAAUGACGCAUCCAGGAACACUGCAAGAUCCGAACAAUCGUGAUCCCUACUCUCCUGCACAGGAGAGUCAGUGGCUGGACAGUGUGUCUCUGCUGAUUAAGGACUCAUUUGAAGGAGAGAUGCUGAUGAUUGACAACCUCUCUGGAUCUGUCUUCCAUCACUACUCUUCUACCUCUCCUCCUGCCUGGAAGGACUGUAAGAGCCACCCACAACUAGAGCAGAUCCGGCUGGCAGAGAUAGAGCAGGCAUCUCUGAGGUCAGACCAAAUGUCAGACAAGUCGUCGUCUCCGGCCCUACCUGAUGACCUCAGCCUGGACGACCAGAGUGUCCACCAGCUGCUGGUGCGGGAGGGAAAGGAGGAGAGGGGCAGUGACUCCCAGGGCUCAGAGGAGGCUGGUGGAGGAGGGGACUCCUUGACCCAGGCCCAGACAGGGGGGUCAAGGCGCUGCAGGGCCCACAGUUCAGUAGCCGAGGAGAGGGCUCCGCUUCUGGUGGAGGUGGGGGUCCAUCAGAGACACAAGACCCCAUCCCACCACAGCCCUGGUGGCACCUCCUGCAGUAGCACUAAGGCAGGAGAAGGAUCAGAUGAGGGAGUAAGAGGAGGAGGAAGAGUAGGAGCGGCCAGUGCCUCUGGUUCUCCUGCUCUUAUCCAUCUGCCAGCGGAGUUCUUCCACCCUGUGGCAGCAGCGACCCUGCCGGCACCCCCCAGGGCCAGAGUAGGGCGCACCUCGCGGGGCCUCAGACUCACCUCCCCGGCCUCCUGGUCCUCCCUGCGCUCCCCAGGAGCCCACAGCCGGGUGCUCUGCACGCAGUACCCGUCCCAUAGUGACUCGUCUCUGGCCACGGGGAGCUCCGAUGGCAGCCUCCAGACCACCCUGGAGGAAGGACUCAGCUUCAGUGUUUCGCCCCCUCAAGACCUGGCGUCCCCCCUCCCUCCUCUCCCCCUGCACUGCCCCCCGCUCCCUGAGGACCCCACCAGCUGCCCAGCAGGCCAGACUCUGAGACCGCGACCCAGCCCCUCGUCAGGACCUGCCCUCACCCUCCAGGCCACUCGGGGCCACCAGCGGAGCCAGAGCAGCGGCAGGGGUAGCAUCAGCCCCGGCUAUACCCGGGAGGACUCCAUGGACCCCGUUCCAUGUGACCUGGAGGACCUGGGCAUCGGGAUCAGUUCGUCCAUCGGGGGGUGUGGCUCCAGCCAGGCGGGCAACAGCGAACACUUGUCAGAGACGCUAAGCAGCCUGUCGCUCACAUCGUUGCUCUCGCCCGCCUCCCUGGCACCCCCGGGGGUGAAGAAAUGCAACAGCACGGGGAGCUUGAACCAGGGGGCGAGGAGGGGGGAGGGGAGACAGAUCCUAGGGUUGGAGUUGGACCACCAGGGCUUCCUGGCCAACCCUUGGGGAGAGAGUGGGGGAGGCAGAGGAGAGGAGGGACAGUUGGGAGAGGCGCCGGGCCUCAAGGGGAAAAGCUCAAGCCAAACAACAGUAGGGUCCUGUAGUAAAAACAGAUGAAGCCUGAAUCCCUUAUUGUCUACUACCGCUCCUAUUAGGAUUCAUCAACCCAUUACUGUUCCUCUCCGUCCCCCUCAGGCAGAGAGAAGUUUGACGUUUUUGACAACGUGUGAUGUAAUCCCGUGAAUUCCUAUAACCAAACCCCUCCCUCUCGCUAUAUAAAUAUGUAUGUUUAUGACCCCCCCUGUUCCAUUUUGUGCUACCAUGUGGCAGUGGUUCAGGUGUGGAGGGUCAGAGGUCAAACGGUGGAAGGUUAAAGGGGAUUACAGGUGUGACCCCUGUGGUGAGGGGGUGGGGGGCUGGGAUGGACCCCCCAUCAUACCCCUCUGGAGGAGAAGGACCCCCAGAGUAGGAGACAGAGCAGGAGGGCUGCAUCAUCAUAUCAGGGAGAUAUACAUAGAAGACGCAGACAGAGACAAGCUGAGACAGAGAUCUAACGAGAACAUUUUGUCUUAUCCUCGUUCCUGUUUUCCUGUUUGUUUUCAUUUUUUCUUCGGCUUCACAGAAGUUUAAAAUGCAAAAAUAGAAUAUCUAACAAAACUGAGCUGAACAAGCCAACAGAUUUUAUUUAUUUUUCAGUGUGGCUUUACAUCACAGUGUAGGAGGAGGCUGUAUGUACGUUGCGGUGUAGGAUGAGCCUGAAUGUACGUCACGGUGUAGGAGGAGGAAGUUUCUCCAUGAGGGCUGAAGCCAGAUCUGUUGUGGCAGACGGAGGCUACAGGUCCUUGUGUGUGGAGUGGAGGAGGGGUGAGGAGGUUUAGGUUGAACAGAGGUAGUGUAGAGUUCACCUGAGAAGGAGUUGUUAUAGUGGAAGAGCUGAGACUUAGGUAGCAAAAGCAUGCGUUAACUUAUCAUCACCAUCACCUAACCCCUUCCCUCCAUCGGUACUUUUCAGGAAGGACUGUAUGUGUGUGUGUGUGUGUCUAAGUGAUAGUAUAACAGGAAAAAGAGAGACAGAGAGAUAGAGACCAUACUAAGAUCCCACUCCUGCAUGCAGCAGUUUGUGAAAUAGGCUCUUUUAUCCCAACGUCACUCACUCAGAGAGGAGGACAGGGAGUGAAUGAGAGAGACAAGACAGCCUGCUAUAUCCACUCACAGUAGCAGAGCCUCUCUGUCAAAGACACUGGCCCUCCUGAGACAAACAAACUAAGGAGACGAGACGAGCACCAUUCACUCUGGGAGAUGAAAAACUCACACCUGCAUACAGUUGCUUCACAAUGGAAUGUGUGUGAAAUUCAAACCUGUCACUUCUUUCUCUUUGUCACUUUGCGAAAGGAAGAAAGGAAGAAUAUAUCAGAGAUAUGAAUUCCAGACCAAUAGAACCUCCUAGAAGAUAGAGGCAGUUUGCCUGCAUGAUGGAAUUAUUGCAUUUUACCCAAGAGUUUUAAUAUAUAUACCGAAGUGUAUCAAGAUGUCAAUGUUGGGAUGAUAAUUAUAAAGUGGUUUCUAUUCCAAUAUUUUUUUAGAAUACAGAAUAGGAGCGUGACAGUGUUGUCAUGACUUUGUCCUUAACCUAUACCUUACCCGUACGAUUUCUCGUAUAACUUAUUGUCGAAAACCACUUGUCUGCAAAUGGCUUUCAGUUUUAUAAUGUGGGGUUAAAAAUAUAUACUUUUUAUUAUUAAAAGUGUGUGGAAAGAACAACCAAGCAAAAAAAUGUAAAUAAGCUCUGUGCGCUGAAGAAAAAGUUCCCUUGGGCACACGUAACUUUGGGAAUUUUGGUUCCUCCUGGAAUUUUGGAUUUUGGAAUCCCAAAUGAAGACCAAAGGAGGGAAGGGCCAUAAUUUCGCAGCACAGGAGAACAUUUCCUAAUCACAGACAUUCCCGGGACGAACAGGGAACGUUGUCGCUUAGCUUAGCCUCCUAUGCUAACACCAAGACGAAAAAACAUUGCUGAUCUUUUUGAAAGCUUUAAUUUGAGUGUCAUACUAAUACAUGAUGACACAUCUAAUUAUUGACACAUCAAUGUUCCUUAGCAUGGUUAUGGGAUUGCAAUAGGAUGCUUCUCCUUGUUUAAAAGAUACGUAAUUCACUCACCCCCUCUAUCUCUCUCUCUAACACACAUCUGUAGUAGCAAACCCUAGUUUUGAUAUCAAGCUGUCACUGUAACGAUGAAUAAACAUUGUAUCUUUUCCCAA